Messenger RNA from Drosophila subobscura, 1695 nucleotides. Its product is annotated as G protein pathway suppressor 2. The record is from RefSeq and is a predicted model, not a curated record. Bases 333 to 1529 code for a protein of 398 amino acids. Gene Ontology annotation, biological process: regulation of transcription by RNA polymerase II. Lineage: Eukaryota; Metazoa; Arthropoda; Insecta; Diptera; Drosophilidae. Gene Ontology annotation, cellular component: transcription regulator complex. The transcript is spliced from 4 exons. Gene Ontology annotation, molecular function: transcription coregulator activity.
ACACACAGAACCUUAUUGUUUAUCUCUUGAAACGAACAAAAAUUAACUAAAACACACGAGUUUAAUGAAAUAAAAAGCCAACGCAACAAAGUUUACAGAGUGAUUUGGCCGGCAUCGUACUUCAUAGAGAACAUCAGCAUAGUGAAAUAUUUACAGAGUGACCGCGACAACACUGCACAGCGCUUAUAAGGCAUAAAAUAAUUUACAUUUUACAAGUUCUGCGCUCUAUCCACUGGCCUGACCGUUUAGUCAAACAAUUGUGGAGUGAUUUGCUGCGAGGACCGUUCGUAAAGGCUGGUAAAAUUGGAAAAAUAACUAAGCAUAACACAAAAAUGCCGCCAGCGUCCGCGGUGAACAGUAACAAUGCGGCCGCACAGGCAGCCAAGGCAGAGCGGGCAGAGAAGCUGCGAGGGGCGCUCAGAACCUUCAUCGUGGCGGAUCGCCAGCGUCGGCAGGAGGAAUACGAUGCCUACUGUGAGCAAAUGCGACAGCGCCGGGAGGAGGAGGAGCGAGAGCGCGAGAACCAGCAGGCCCUGGAGGACACACGGGAUGAGAUCACCAAACUGGACGAGCAACUGGCGGAUCUGCACAGUCAGAAGCAUCAGUUGCUGGUGCAGCUAAAAAAGGUGCUCAAUGACGAUGAGACCCGGAAAAAGCAGGCCAAGGAGAACGAACUGUUUGCCAUGCAACAGGCGGCGGCCACUGUGGCCACCUCGGUCUAUCUGCCGACUCUCCGCUUACAACAGCAUCACCAGCAGCUGCCGAAGCCCACGCCCGGCAGUCAGGCAGGGAAGCGAGGGCGAAGUCCCUCGCCACCGAAUCAUGCGUACUACAAGAGCUUUGCGCAACAAAAGCCCACGGCACAGUAUCCCAGCACGGGCACCCUGUUCUAUCAGACGACUGCAGCGCCGCCUACCACACAGCAGCAGGCAGACGCACGGCUGCAGUCCAUCUACAACUAUGCGCUGCCACUGCGACAGGCGUACCAUGUGGAGCUGCCCAAUGCCACGGUGAGCAAGGCCUCGGACACGCAGUCGCCGAAGACGCAGCCGAUGCAGGUGCUGCACAUCAAUCUGGACCAGCCGCCCAUUUCCCAAUCCGAUUUGGUUGUGCAGGCCACCAGCGUGGCCAGCAGCCUGUCCAUACAGGCAUCCAAGCCGCAGGUGACCAUGGAGAAGCUGCCGGAGCGCUAUCACAUCGAGGUGAAGCACGAUGGUGCGCCACAGAAUCAUGUACCACCGCCGCCGCAUCUGCUGUCGGAGGGUGUGAUCUUUAAGCCGAUGAUGAGCGAGCUCUCAAUGCAUCCCAAUGUGCUGCAAAUAAGCACCAGUCAGAGUUCCAAGACCACUGGCAGCAUUACCCAAGGCUUUCCGCCGAUACGUGGAAGCUCAGGCGGCCAUGAGGCACAAUUGAAUCGACAGCAGCUGUCGCUGUUGCCCGGCCAGACGGCCACACCGCCCGUUUCUAGCUCGGGAUCCGCACAGCCAGCAGUCGGACAGCAGUUGCAAUAUCCACGACGCCUGUACUAGCUCUAGGAUCUAGUUACUCCCCUUCUAUGAAACUCACUCACUAAUCAAGUUACGAUUUUUAAUGGAGAUUAUAUACUGACUACGCUGCCUCCUGCUCGGAGGUGGCCAAACACACACACACGAAAUAAAGCACACACAAUAAUGGCGUCCCUAUUUUCCAAUCGAA